Messenger RNA from Penicillium maclennaniae, 1287 nucleotides. Its product is annotated as adenosylhomocysteinase. Gene Ontology annotation, molecular function: adenosylhomocysteinase activity. NCBI's taxonomy places the organism in Eukaryota, Fungi, Ascomycota, Eurotiomycetes, Eurotiales, Aspergillaceae. The transcript has 2 exons. The record is from RefSeq and is a predicted model, not a curated record. The coding region runs from base 1 to 1287 and encodes 428 amino acids. Gene Ontology annotation, cellular component: cytosol. Gene Ontology annotation, biological process: L-methionine cycle.
AUGAAUCCCGCUCUCAAGUACAAGGUCGCCGAUCUCUCCCUCGCAGCCUUUGGGCGGCGCGAAAUCGAGCUCGCUGAGGUCGAAAUGCCCGGCCUGAUGGGUAUUCGCAAGAAAUUCGCGGGUGACCAGCCCCUUAAAGGCGCACGCAUAGCCGGAUGCCUACACAUGACGAUCCAGACGGCUGUGCUCAUUGAAACUUUGCGUGUUCUGGGGGCCGAGCUCACCUGGUCCAGCUGCAACAUCUUCUCCACGCAAGACCACGCAGCAGCCGCCAUCGCGGCAUCCGGCAUCCCCGUCUUCGCCUGGAAGGGCGAAACGGAAGAGGAAUACGAGUGGUGCUUGGAGCAACAGCUGCAGGCUUUCCCGUCUGGCCAGCCAUUGAACCUCAUUCUUGAUGAUGGUGGCGACCUCACGGCCCUGGUACACCGGAAGCAUGCGUAUUUGUUGGAGGGGUGCUACGGUCUCUCGGAGGAGACAACAACAGGCGUGCACAAGCUGUACCAGAUGCUCAAGAAUAACACACUAAAGGUGCCUGCAAUCAAUGUGAAUGACAGUGUGACCAAGUCCAAGUUCGACAAUCUGUACGGAUGCCGCGAGUCCCUGGUGGAUGCGAUCAAGCGAGCUACGGACGUCAUGAUUGCUGGAAAGAUCGCCGUGGUCGCAGGCUACGGUGACGUUGGUAAGGGCUGCGCACAGGCGCUGCAGUCGCUGGGGGCGCGCGUCCUUGUUACUGAGGUCGACCCGAUCAACGCGCUUCAGGCCGCGAUCUUCGUGACGGCAACGGGUUGUCGGGACAUCAUCUGCGGGAAGCACUUUGCGGUGAUGCCGCACGACGCGAUUGUGUGCAACAUCGGACACUUUGACAUCGAGAUCGAUGUGGCGUGGUUGAAGGCGAACGCCUUGAGCGUGCAGAGCGUCAAGCCGCAGGUAGAUCGAUUUCUGCUUCCGAAUGGACGCCAUGUCAUCUUACUGGCCGAGGGGCGGUUGGUGAAUCUAGGAUGUGCCACGGGCCACUCGUCAUUUGUCAUGUCGUGCUCCUUCACCAACCAGGUGCUGGCUCAAAUCAUGCUGUACAAAGCCGAGGACGAGGAUUUUGGCCGGAAGUAUGUUGAGUUCGGCUUGGCCGGAAAAAAGGCAGUGGGUGUGUAUGUGCUGCCCAAGAUUCUUGAUGAGCAAGUAGCAUUCUUGCAUCUGAAGCACUGCAACGCCACCUUGACGAACUUGACAAAAGCCCAGGCGGAAUAUCUGGAUAUCAAGACCACUGGACCCUACAAGAGUGACCAGUAG